AUGCAUAGGAACUCUGCAUCAGCGGCCCCUCAGUCCUCUUUCGUUCAAUUAUGGAAGAUCAAGACUAUUACCGAAAGACUAGUCUCUAACUUGACGAAAAAAGACCUGCUCUCAUGUCGUUUGCUCUAUCGGGAUCUUGCAGUCAAACUAGCACCGGUCGUCUUCGUAUCCACGACAGUGAUACUUCGUCGUCGGGCUCUGACCCGACCAUCUCGAGUAGCGGCAUUGGAGCGAAUCGGAACCUACAUGAAAACUGUUACAUUCAAGAUUCCACACACUGCAGACACCUUUUUGCCGCCCGUGAUUGAUGCAGUGACGGGAACAGAGCAAACAUUUCUCUACAUGCCACAAGGACCACGAGUCUUUUCCACAAGGGCCAAGUACGGCAGUCGCAAAAUAGCAGAUUUGCUCAUACAGCAGUAUCCACCUUUGUUCCACACAGCAACCGAUGUUCGGUCAUUUCAACAUGUCCUCUCCCUGAUGAAAAAUAUACGUCAUCUUAGAAUCAGCUGUGAAGGCCAACCUCCAAGUCAUCGCUAUCGUCGAAGUGUGGUGGACUACGCGUUAAUCUCGCUGCGGAUUGCAGUUGAACGAACACCCUUGCCAUCGCUAGAGAGCCUUUCGCUGGUUCCAGUCCACCCAGCGGCCGUGUUAUAUCUUCGACCUGAUCUAGGGUUUGGCACAUCACCAGCUGCCCGGAAACGAUGGUUGCAAAUUCGAUGCUUGACAAUCCAUAUGGAUAGUUUCCAGCAUGAUUCGGGAUUGCCGACUGACCAUUUGAAGUUGCUUCAUGCGUACCUGCAGAGCUUUCCCAAGCUCAGAAAGCUCGUGUUCAGAUGGGUGGGGGAGAAGAAUGUGUUGCCCUUGUCACUUGCCACCGAGCCAUGUCUCCAGAAAUCAACCAAGGGUACUGGGUCUGUCCCAUCAUAUCUCAAUCAAGGAGUGUUGUCCCUGCGUCCUUUGCAAUUUCACUCUCUGGAGCAUAUCGAUCUGUUCAAUGUGGUUACCGAUGCAUCCCAGGUUGCAAAUUUUAUCAUCAGCCACCGUCAUACGCUGCAAGUAUUCAACAUUGAAGAAACCACACUGCGCUCAGGAACCUGGGAUGAAGCAUUAGCUCCAUUGACCCAAGGCAGGGAUCCGACGCCAUGGAAAGAAGCAGCAUGUCAGAAAAGUCCCGUGGAUGUGCCUUUGAUUUUCAGUCAACAGCCAUUACAACGGAUUAUUUUUGCAGCCCAGCGACAGAGGGGAGGUUUGUGCAAUUUAGCCAAGGCACAGGUGCGGGAGCGGUUGUGGGGGAGACCCGAUCAUAUGAAGCGGCUGUUACCGUCAUCGAGGUUUAGUUGGCGGUAA
Penicillium malachiteum is the source of this 1350-nucleotide messenger RNA. RefSeq lists its product as uncharacterized. The record is from RefSeq and is a predicted model, not a curated record. Lineage: Eukaryota; Fungi; Ascomycota; Eurotiomycetes; Eurotiales; Aspergillaceae. The coding region runs from base 1 to 1350 and encodes 449 amino acids. The transcript has a single exon.